AUGUCAGGGAACCAGGGUCCGGGUUCAGCCGCGGUGGAGGAGAAGACCAGUUCCCGGAGACAGACUGAAGCUAACAGAAGGUUGAAGUACAUCAGUUUAGCAGUUUUGGUGAUCCAGAAUGCUUCACUCAUUCUCAGCAUUCGUUAUGUGCGGACGUUGCCUGGAGAACACUUCUUCACAACAUCCGCCGUGGUCAUGGCUGAGGUGUUGAAGGUCUUCACCUGCCUUAUUGUCAUUUUGUUCCAGAAAAGAGGAAAUAUCAGGGAAAUGGUGGCCUUGCUUUACGACUCUUUGGUGGUCCAGUACUGGGAUACAUUAAAGUUAGCAGUGCCAUCACUUAUCUACACAUUACAAAAUAACCUGCAGUAUGUAGCCAUCUCCAAUUUACCAGCUGCCACAUUCCAGGUAACAUAUCAGCUGAAGAUCCUGACCACGGCACUUUUCUCAGUGCUCAUGCUGAGGAAGACGCUGUCACGUAUGCAGUGGGUCUCUCUGCUCCUCCUAUUCCUCGGCGUGGCCACCGUUCAGGUGCAACAGGAUAGCAGCAAGAAGACCGAGGCUAUCGUUUCAUCCGGCUCUCAAAGCUACGUCAAAGGCCUGGUGGCCGUGGUGGUGUCGUGCCUGUCGUCUGGCUUUGCCGGCGUUUACUUUGAGAAGAUCCUGAAGGGCAGCUCGGCAUCGCUGUGGUUGCGCAACGUGCAGCUCGGCCUGUUCGGCACUCUACUGGGUCUUCUGGGCCUGUGGUGGAACGACGGCCAUCAGAUCGCAGAGAAGGGCUUUCUGUUUGGCUACACACCCAUGGUGUGGGGUGUCAUAUUUAACCAGGCCUUCGGUGGCCUGCUAGUGGCCGUGGUGGUUAAAUACGCCGAUAACAUUCUAAAGGGCUUCGCCACAUCGUUCUCCAUCGUGGUGUCCACGGUCACAUCUGUCUACCUCUUCGGCUUCCACGUGGAUGUACUGUUCACACUUGGUGCUGGCCUAGUCAUUGGCGCCGUUUACAUGUACAGUCUGCCCAAAGCUGCUGCUCAACCCGUCAACGCUGGCUCCUCCCCUUCUUCCUCCUCCUCCUCCUCCUCCUCCUCCUCGCAGACGGAUGAGUUCCUUCCAAAGAAUCAAGAGAAAGAAAAAGGAAGCUAAAUGUAGAAGCUUAUCCAUGAAAAAAUGGAUGGACCAUGGACCAAGAUUAGCCUUAAGAAUUAUUUCCUAGAAUGUGACUUAUAUAUACCAAUGGUAUUCAAUUUACAUCAUUAUUUUUAUGAAACACUACAAUGUAAUAGGAAAACUAUUUUCUGAAAAACUACAUGGCCAAAAGUAUGUGGGCACCUUCUUAUGAGUUUUUGUGGCUGUUCAGCCACACCCAUUGAUAGCAGGGUCACACAGUCAUGCAUUCUUAGUAGACAAAUGUUAUGAAAAUAACCUGGCUAGUUCUCGAUAGCUAGAUAUUAGAUGGCAUGAAAAAGCUUUGUUUUUUCCUUUGCAUGAUGUCCUGGGAGAGUUAUUGCUUACUGGUCCUGUAUGCUGUUUAUGCCACACUGGUGCUUUGCUAAGUCAAAAAUGAGAUUUAAUUCCUAUUUUAAGUGCCGUUCACCAAUUUUCUUUUGACAACGGAGAUGAAAAGCUGAUAGGUCUGAAGACUGGCAUUGACAGUAAAUUGAGUAUCU
Molecule: messenger RNA, 1661 nt
Organism: Trichomycterus rosablanca
Lineage: Eukaryota; Metazoa; Chordata; Actinopteri; Siluriformes; Trichomycteridae
Gene: slc35a2
Product: solute carrier family 35 member 2
Exons: 5
Coding region: 1-1137 (378 amino acids)
Biological process (GO): pyrimidine nucleotide-sugar transmembrane transport
Cellular component (GO): Golgi membrane
Molecular function (GO): UDP-galactose transmembrane transporter activity
Source: RefSeq, a predicted model, not a curated record